Messenger RNA from Saprolegnia parasitica CBS 223.65, 375 nucleotides. RefSeq lists its product as hypothetical. NCBI's taxonomy places the organism in Eukaryota, Oomycota, Saprolegniomycetes, Saprolegniales, Saprolegniaceae. The record is from RefSeq and is a predicted model, not a curated record. Bases 1 to 375 code for a protein of 124 amino acids. The transcript has 3 exons.
AUGGUCUGCAACACCAGCGGCAACACGAUCCUCGCACUGCGCAAGAUCGACGACAACACGACCCACUGCCUUCCUUCGUUUGACGAAGCAGGACCGUGCCAGCAGUUUCCGUCCGCCGCCUCGUGCGAAGCGGCCACUGCGCUUCUGCUGCCAUCGGAUCCAGCCUGCACUUACUGCGAAACACUCUGUGGAGCGUCGUGCUUGAGCGUGCAGACGGUCGUCGUCACAUCGAGCGUCGUGUGGACCGUUGCGAGCGUCGUUGGCGUCUUGUCGUCGAUGGUGAUUGCCCAACGCUACUACAUCUCUGCAUUGCGGCCAGCGCACACCGCGCUUCGCGAGGCACACGCGCUGAGCCUGCAUCUCGUGCUUGCAUAA